AUGAGCCCGGCCCCCGGCGUCCCGGCCCCCCGGCGGUGGCGGCGGCGGCGGCUGCGGCCCCCGUGGCGGCCGGGCAUGAAGGCGUUCGGCCGGCGGGCCCUGGUGCUGUGCGCCGGCUACGCUCUGCUGCUCCUGCUGCUGCUCACCGCCCUCGGCCUCCUCGACCCCACCAGGCCCAAGCCCGACCCCAGGCUGGGCUGCGGGGGGCCCCACCCCGUGGCCCUCGGCCAGGACCGGCCGAGCCCCGCGCGGGACCCCGGCGGCCCGGACCCCCUCGACCCCCUGCACCCCCAGGUCCGGGACGUCCUGCACCCCCGGCUCCUGCUCCCCCGGAUCCCGGACCCCCUGCCCCCCCGGAUCCCGGACCCCCGGGUCCCGGCCCCCCCGCCCCCCCACGUCCCGGCCCCCCUGUCCCCCCGGGUCCCGGCCCCCCUGCCCCCCCGGGUCCCGGCCCCCCGCCCCGCGUCCCCCUCGCAGGGCCCGGGCGGGCGUCGACUGGUGUACGUGUUCACCACGUGGCGCUCGGGCUCGUCCUUCUUCGGGGAGCUGUUCAACCAGAACCCCGACGUGUUCUUCCUCUACGAGCCCGUGUGGCACGUGUGGCAGAAGCUCUACCCCGGCGACGCCGUGUCCCUGCAGGGCGCCGCCCGGGACAUGCUCAGCGCGCUCUACCGCUGCGACCUGUCCGUCUUCCAGCUCUACGGCCCCGCCGGCGCCGCCGGCCGCAACCUCACCACCCUGGCCAUCUUCGGCGCCGCCACCAACAAGGUGGUCUGCUCCUGGCCCCUCUGCCCGGCCUACCGCAAGGACGUGGUGGGCCUGGUCGACGACCGGGUCUGCAAGAAGUGCCCGCCGCAGCGCCUGGCCCGGCUGGAGGAGCAGUGCCGCCGCUACCGGGUGCUGGCCAUCAAGGGCGUCAGGGUCUUCGACGUGGCCGUGCUGGCGCCGCUGCUGCGGGACCCGGCCCUGGACCUCAAGGUCAUCCACCUGGUGCGGGACCCCCGGGCCGUGGCCAGCUCCCGCAUCCGCUCCCGCCACGGCCUCAUCCGCGAGAGCCUGCAGGUGGUCCGCAGCCGGGACCCCCGGGCCCACCACGCGCCCUUCCUCGAGGCGGCCGGCCACAAGGCGGCCGCCAAGAAGGAGGGCCGGGCCGGGGCCGGGGGCGCCGCGGACUACCACGCGCUGGGGGCCAUGGAGGUCAUCUGCGGCACCAUGGCCAAGACCCUGCAGACGGCCCUGCGGCCCCCGGACUGGCUGCGGGGCCGCUACCUGGUGGUGCGCUACGAGGACCUGGUGGGCGACCCCGUCAAGACCCUCCGCCGCGUCUACGGCUUCGUGGGGCUCCUGGUGAGCCCCGACAUGGAGCGCUUCGCCCUGAACAUGACCAGCGGGUCCAGCUCCUCCUCCAAGCCCUUCGUCGUGUCGGCCCGCAACGCCACCCAGGCGGCCAGCGCCUGGCGCACGGCCCUGACCUUUCCGCAGAUCAAGCAGGUGGAGGAGUUCUGCCACCAGCCCAUGGCGCUGCUGGGCUACGAGCGGGUCAGCGGCCCCGAGGAGGUCAAGGACCUGAGCAAGACGCUGCUCCGGGAGCCGCGGCUCUGAGGGAUCGGGGCUGACCGCCUCCCCGCACCUGAGCCGGUCCCCGGGACUCGCGGCCGGACCCGCCUCGGACCGUCGGGGCCGGGGCCCGGUCCUGCCGGGUCGUGCCCGUCUGGGGUCCGCGCGGGCGGGCGCGUGGCGCGCGCUCGGGAGCUCUGGUUUGAGUCGCUGGGGGUCCGAGGAUCAGCCGGGGCCCAGGUCGCGGAGGACCCCCUACUCCCGUCCUCCCCAUCCCACCCACCCCGCCCCGCCUCCCCUUCAGGCGGCCGAAAUCUCGUCUACGACCUCUCUGUAGCGUUUUGGUAGCGGUGGUGAACCUGCACGGGCCCUCAGCCCCCCGCUCUCCGCCCGGGGAGGCGAGGAGAGGUCGGAGGAGACCGUGGCAGGGAGGAAGAGGAAGAAGGGGAGGAGGAGCUGGGGCAGCCCGGUGACGCACAGCAGGAGUGAACUUUUGUGUGAAUAGCGAAGGCGACAAGGUCUGAAUAAAAAUAAAUGAUAUUCAUUUUUUUAA
Molecule: messenger RNA, 2110 nt
Organism: Ornithorhynchus anatinus (platypus)
Lineage: Eukaryota; Metazoa; Chordata; Mammalia; Monotremata; Ornithorhynchidae
Gene: CHST2
Product: carbohydrate sulfotransferase 2
Exons: 1
Coding region: 1-1602 (533 amino acids)
Biological process (GO): N-acetylglucosamine metabolic process; carbohydrate metabolic process; sulfur compound metabolic process
Cellular component (GO): Golgi membrane
Molecular function (GO): N-acetylglucosamine 6-O-sulfotransferase activity
Source: RefSeq, a predicted model, not a curated record